This is a messenger RNA of Chenopodium quinoa (quinoa), 1143 nucleotides long. RefSeq lists its product as uncharacterized. Bases 1 to 1143 code for a protein of 380 amino acids. The transcript has a single exon. NCBI's taxonomy places the organism in Eukaryota, Viridiplantae, Streptophyta, Magnoliopsida, Caryophyllales, Amaranthaceae. The record is from RefSeq and is a predicted model, not a curated record.
AUGGUCAUGCAUCCCCCGCAGACCUUGGAAGAAGCCCUCGACGCUUCGGAUAAAUUCAUCCGAGCCGAGGAAUGGAACAAGGCAAAGCUGCAAUCUCAGUCAGGGCUUGCGAAGCCAAGAGAAGUUCCAGGGUCAAGGAAAGGGAAGGCAAAAGCCUCAGAACCUCCCUUGAUCGUAGAGCGGAAGAAGGAUAAGACUCCCUAUUUGGGAAAAUUUGAAUCUGACACUCCUCUCACCUUACCACGUACUAAGAUCUUUAGUGCGACGAGGGAAGAGGGAAGAUGCAGAAAGCCGAAGCCACCUCCCUCUUGGCAUCAAAAGAAAGGGAAGGACCAUUGGUGCGAGUUCCAUGAAUCUUGUGGACACCGCACCGAGGACUGCCUUCAGCUGAAGGACCAGAUCGAAGAGCUGGUCCAAAAAGGAUAUUUAAAGAAAGAUGUCGCGGAACGCCGCGAAGAAAAGAAAGCUAAGAAAGAUUCUCGGCAAGAGCUGGACUAUCACCAGAAAAGGGAUAGACCUCCCGAAGGAGGGAAUCAUGAUAUCCUGACCAUUUCCGGUGGCAUAUCUCGGAACGCUCUGAAGCGCCAUCUGAGGGGUCUCACCCAUCAGAUUCAUCAUGCCGAGUUCAAGAAACCGCAGUCUCCGGUGCCGAACAUGAUGUUCACAUCCGAAGACUGCAGGGGGGUGGUGUAUCCCCAUGAUGACCCCCUGGUUAUCAUGACAAGCAUUGCAAACCACAACGUCUAUCGGACACUGGUAGACGGUGGCAGUGGGGCGAAUAUACUUUUCCGAAAGGCAUUCGACCACCUGAAGUUGGAGAGCAAGCAUUUGACUCCAGUUCCUUAUCCGGUCACUAGAUUUAACGGCUCUUCUUCAUAUCCAGAUGGGAAAAUUCUUCUUCCCGUCAGCCUCGGCCAAGAUCGGGCAAGACGAAGCAUCAUGGCCGAAUUCUUGGUCAUCGAUGCCCCAUCAGUGUACAAUGUCAUUAUGGGGAGACCCCUCAUCCAUGAUGUUCAAGGAGUCGUCUCGACAUAUCAUCAAGCCAUGAUCUAUGUUUUAGACGAGGGACGUUCCGAAAAAAUAUUGGGCAGCCAAAGAGAGGCCCGAGAAUGUAACUUCCUCAAGCCAUCCAAGAGUCGUUGA